This is a messenger RNA of Brassica rapa (field mustard), 2380 nucleotides long. RefSeq names its product transcription factor MYB41. The record is from RefSeq and is a predicted model, not a curated record. NCBI's taxonomy places the organism in Eukaryota, Viridiplantae, Streptophyta, Magnoliopsida, Brassicales, Brassicaceae.
UUAUUGUGAGGCUGCCACGUGUCUAUUAUAAUGUGAAUGCAUUUAUUACGAUGCUUCUCUUUUAAUAUAUAAGGGAUAUGAUAAGUUUCCGCAGGGGUAUUUUCGUACGGCCAUCAAAGUCAAAAGAUAAAGUAAGAUCUUCUCGUUCCGACAAGAUACAAGACACGAGACACAAAUACCCUAUUUAAAGCGCAAAGAUCAGACACACACACAUACACACUUAGCCUCAAAACCUUUCUCCCUUGUGAGUUCUGAGUUAUCUUCAGUAAAAUGGGGAGAUCUCCGUGUUGCGACGAGAAUGGGCUGAAGAAAGGGCCAUGGACACAAGAUGAGGAUGAGAAACUGAUUGAUCACAUUCAAAAACACGGCCAUGGAAGCUGGAGAGCUCUUCCUAAGCAAGCCGGUUUAAACCGAUGUGGAAAGAGUUGUAGACUGAGAUGGACCAACUACUUGAGACCUGACAUCAAGAGAGGAAACUUCACCGAAGAGGAAGAAGAAACCAUCAUCAACCUCCAUUCGCUUCUUGGAAACAAGUGGUCGUCAAUAGCCAGUAAUCUUCCUGGAAGAACGGACAAUGAAAUCAAAAAUUAUUGGAACACACAUUUGAGAAAGAAACUGCUCCAAAUGGGGAUUGACCCGGUGACACAUAGGCCUCGAACCGACCAUCUGAACGUGUUAGCCGCUCUCCCACAACUUAUCGCCGCCGCAAAUUUCAACAACCUCUUGAAUCUCAAUCAAAAUGUGCAACUGGAUGCAGCAACUCUUGCCAAAGCUCAAUUAUUACACAACAUGAUUCAAGUCCUUAGCACCAACAACAACAACAUUCCAAGUUCUUCUCCAUUAACCAUGCAGACCAAUAACAAUCUCUUUGGCCAAUCUUCUUACUUAGAGAACCAAAGUCUUUUUGGUCAACCUCAAAACUUCUCUCACAUUCCUGGGGCUAACCACGACGAGAAAAUGAUGGUAGAAAACCAAAUGAUUGAUCAGCCUUUGGAUUCUUUUUCUUCCCUGAUGCAAAUGGAUGUUCAAGAUGAUCAUAAUUCGCUUCCUCUAUUGGUUGCGGCAUCUCCUGAGGAAUCUAACCAGAGCCAGAUGAUGAUCAAAAAUAAAGACAUCGUUCACCGUCAUGAUACUUCUAACCCUUCAUCAUCAAACUCGUCGUUCACACAAGAUCACCAUCAGCCAUGGUGUGACACUAUUGAUGAUGAAGCAGGUGAUUCUUAUUGGAAAGAGAUCAUGGAGCAAACGUGUUCGGAACCAUGGCCGUUUCCUGAAUAGACAAUACUGAAAAACAAAAAAAAAAAGUGCUAGAGAAUAAUUUUAUAUUUUUGUUGUUGUUGUUGUCGAUAGAGUUAUUCUAUGCAUAUUUAUCGUUCACUCAUUCACAGUUCAUUUUCUUUCAGACCAUGUGUAGUAAAUUGAUCUUAUAAAGUUUUAACUUAUUGUAUUAAAUACACAUAUUUGAUCUUGUUUGUAAUUACACUUUUAGAAUAUAAUUUCAGAUGUCCUUUUCAAAUAUGAAGUUUGUUUAUUUUCCGAUCAUCACUAUAAAACAUAAACGUAUAUACAGUAUCAAACGCAAAGACAAAUAUUUUCUUCGAUUUGAAUUUUACUUGGAAAUAACUAUACUAUAUAAACGUGAACGAAUAUACAAACGCGUAACAAAAAACAGUCAAGCCUGUAAUGUCUGCUAUUAAUUGUAUUUUAGUCAAAGAUGUAAAAAUAAAACAAAAUCUUGACUAUCCCAUGCCAAAUGAACAAAUAAAUAUGAUUACUUUUGGAUAGAAAUAUAUAUACAUACUUUUGUUUUUUUUACCAAAUAUGAUUGAAGAUUAAAGAUUUAGUUGGCGAUGGGUAAGAAGAAGUGAACUACAAUAUACACUCUGAAAGUGACACAAUCUUGACUUUUCGUAGGAGACAAAAAGACUAACUGAAGAGUUACAUAACUUACGCUACAUGUUUCGCGGGACAGAACAUCUUGAUAUUAUUUUUAAUCUUGCGGCCGAGACUAAACUUACUCUUGAACAUAUUAUGAUCUGAAACAAAUGAAUUAUAAACAAAAAUAUAUCGAAAUUAUAUUUGUUUGCAAUUGUAAUUAUCGUCGUGAUUAUCAUAAUUAUCGUUUGACAAACUAAUAUUAUUGAUCAACAACAAAAUGUGUUUUACUUUAAGCCAAAGAAAAAUGUUUUAAAAGAAAAAUCCAAGAAAGAUGUAGACGUCGGUCAAUGGAAACUGAUUUUGUUUUCUUAAUUCUAAUUCAGAUUAAACAUUCAAGCACAUUUAAUUAUGGAUAGUGACAGGGGAUAAACGUGUGUUAACAUAAACGAUUGACGAUUAUAAGAAGGUACUAAAAAAGUAUUCUCAAGAAUAUAAAAGCCAA